UCAUUCUUUGUUUUCCGUGAUGAUAUCAUGACUCCGUAGCCCUGCAGCUUGGGCUUUAGAGAGAUUGAGCCAUCGAGUUACAGAGCGGGGGAGAAGGCUAUCCAGUCUCCCAGCUGCAUGCUCUCUAAUAACCAAAGCCUCGGAGAAGAGAGGAGAGGGAGAGGGAGGGGGACUCAAUAGGGAGGCAAUGAAACGGACUCAUCCGCGUAACUAGACACUACCAGUCCAGUUCAGUGUUCAGAGCAUGCGAGAGCGAAGCUCGACCAACCGCAUUCAGUUAUAUCUACAAAGGAAUAGAGAGGGAGACAAUUGAAGUGUUCCAGCCUAGGGAGGCGGCGAGGAAAGGAGCAAGACAUAGCCUACUGGCGGCUUUCGAGCGUCACGGGCAUAUACACCCCGUGUCCAGAAUUUACGGCCAUUCUUGGCAUCAGCCUGUUGUACAAAAUUGCGGAUUUAUAACUGAGUGAAUUCGGGGAUAGUCAUCGACAGUCCUAUCCUUCACAAUGAAGAAAAACAAUUCAGCUAAACGGGGCCCGCAGGACACAAACCAGCACAAUACGCAGCCAGACAAAAUCGGUUGGAUUCGCAAGUUCUGUGGCAAAGGGAUAUUUAGGGAGAUCUGGAAAAAUCGUUUUGUAAUACUCAAAGGGGACCAACUUUACAUCUCAGAGAAAGAGGUGAAGGAUGAGAAGAAGAUCCAGGAGGUGGUUGACCUGACGGAUUACGAGCGUUCUGAGGAGCUCCGCAAGGCCAAGAGCCGCAGCAAGAAGAACCACAGCAAGUUCACCCUGCUGCGCUCCAGAACCCCAGGCAACACGGUCCCAAACCUGGUGUUCCUGGCUGUUAGUCCAGAGGAGAAGGAGUCCUGGAUAAACGCCUUAAAUGGAGCAAUCACCAGAUCCAAGAACAGCAUCCUGGAUGAGGUCAUGGUUGAGGAUGAAAAUCUUCUGUCCCAUCUCACACGGGACAGGGCUAAGAUCCCUCACACACGGCGCCUGCCUACACGAGGACACAUCAUGGCUGUGGCCUCCACUUCUACCUCUGACGGCAUGUUGACCCUUGACCUGAUCCAGGAGGAGGACAGCCCCAGCACAGACGGCCAGGACACCUGUGACAAGAGCUUCCGGGCCAACCUGGACAAAUCCACUCAGCUCGACUGCCUCAGGUCCAAAACAGAGGGUGCCAUCAGUAGCAUCUGUCUAACGCCUCCCACAGAGGUCACUGGGAAGUCCCAAAGCCUGCCGCGCGUUACCGGGGUCACCUGGGACGAUAAACAGCAACUUCAGAGCCCGAUGGGGAAGUCCUGCACUCCUCAGCCAGGCAAGAGGCUCACACCGGCCGAGAAAAGCCGCUGCGCCUCCAUGGACGAGAUCCUCUCACACUCCGGGACGCAGGCCACCAAACCCAGGACAUCCAUCCCCCGCUCUGCCACCUCUGCCCCCCCGGGCAACCUGCCGCCCAUCAGCCAGCUGCAGGACCUAAUCGCUCAGAAGCUGGAGAGAACUCAGGAGCUGCUGAUGCAGGUGCAGGGGGCGAAGGGGGAGGAGGUGGAGCGGGGGAAGGGGAAAGGGAAGGACUCGCCAGGUUCCAAGGGCUCCAAGGGUUCCUCGGACGGGGCCCGGGCGGAGGCAGAGAGGCUGCUGAAGGAGGCAGCAUCCACAUGGGGUCAAGCCAAGGAUGUUCUAGAGGAGGUGAAGGAGCUGAGGGCGCUCUACCGUCAGCUGGACUCGCUGCCCACCACCCCUGCCUCCCUCUCACCCCUCACACCCUCCAACAGUGGCAAGCAGACUGACUACAGGAAGAGCAUGAUGUGACCGUCAGAGAACUCAACACAGACUGGACUAUGAAUCCCUGAGCAAAAAAACAACUCAACAUGCAAAGCCACAAUAUUGUUAAAUAUGUCUGUUUCUCUCCUUCUGUGUUCUGUCACUUUAUUGAUGCUGUGACAAAGUGAGGGCAUACAGUUGCCCAACGACGUCCCCUUUUCUUGACCACUGUGCCCUUACAUGUCUGCUUGAUGAAGGGUGUGAGGGGCAAAGGGAAGGGGCCAAUCUAGGGACUCAGGUACAUGUUGGCCAGGGAGUCUCUCUGUAUUGACAUGCUGAUGAAAGACCUUGUGAUACUGCAGUGUCGGGUGUUGUUUUCCUCUGCGUUGGUUGUCAAAGAGGGAAUGUUGCAAGGUUUGGGCGGGGAAUCAGAAGGGCUCUGCUCUCCAGGGACAGACACACAGUGGUUGAGGAUGACUCAGAUUACAGGAAGGGAAACAUGGUGUCCAGACCAGCCCGUAUGUUGGGAAUGUCAAUGUUUUCCUUUUUCUGUUACACAACACACUGGAAGGUUGGUCUGAGCCAGAUUCCCAACGACCACCACUCUAAAAACCAACAGCAGCCCACCGUACAGUACAGCAUUCUCCCUCCCUCCCUCUGCUGCUCUGGGAAUGGAGCUCAGUGGACUCCUCAUCUCUGCUGGUCCAUUAUGAUUCACAGGGACGAGGGGAACCAGUUCACAUAGUCAGAACUCACUGGCGUUCCAUAGGGUGUUUCUGUCUGUUCCAUGAGCCAUAUGAUACAGUCAAAAUGGAGGACGUCUGUCUGGGUUGUGUUGUUACUAGAUGGUACAUACUAGGACAGGGCUGUUCCUUUCCUGUAGGCCGACAGCCAGUUGUCUUCAGCCAGUUGCCACUGCAGCCAUUGAUUCUCAUGCUGCUCUAGAGCCAUGGAGCCGGGAUGGCGUCUGUGUGUGUCUGGUGUGAGUGGUGAUGAUCAUGCUACUGUAGAGCCAUGGAGCCGGGAUGGCGUCUGUGUGUGUCUGGUGUGAGUGGUGAUGAUCAUGCUACUGUAGAGCCAUGGAGCCGGGAUGGCGUCUGUGUGUGUCUGGUGUGAGUGGUGAUUAUCAUGCUACCGUAGAGCCAUGGAGCCGGGAUGGCGUCUGUGUGUGUCUGGUGUGAGUGGUGAUGAUCAUGCUACUGUAGAGCCAUGGAGCCGGGAUGGCGUCUGUGUGUGUCUGGUGUGAGUGGUGAUUAUCAUGCUACUGUAGAGCCAUGGAGCCGGGAUGGCGUCUGUGUGUGUCUGGUGGGAGUGGUGAUUAUCAUGCUACUGUAGAGCCAUGGAGCCGGGAUGGCGUCUGUGUGUGUCUGGUGUGAGUGGUGUUUAUCAUGCUACUGUAGAGCCAUGGAGCCGGGAUGGCGUCUGUGUGUGUCUGGUGUGAGUGGUGAUUAUCAUACUACUGUAGAGCCAUGGAGCCGGGAUGGCGUCUGUGUGUGUCUGGUGUGAGUGGUGAUUAUCAUGCUACUGUAGAGCCAUGGAGCCGGGAUGGCGUCUGUGUGUGUCUGGUGUGAGUGGUGAUGAUCAUGCUACCGUAGAGCCAUGGAGCCGGGAUGGCGUCUGUGUGUGUCUGGUAUGAGUGGGAGGCAUGACAUAGAGGUCAGAUGCAGUAUUGAGGAGAGGAACCACUUGUAAGUGAUUUGCUAAAAUAGUAAUAAUAACAGAAUUGCACUAUAAGGCUGUAAAUAUGUAAAACAAGAGGAUGAAACUGGUGGAAACUGGAGAGAACAGAUGUGUCUAAUGUGGCUUUUCAUUCUGUUCUACAUAUUUGUGAGGACAAUCUAGUGUUUCUAGAAACAUACAGGCUGCAUCGUUCCAACGCCUUGAUACCUAAGACAGUCACUCAACUCGCUACUCUAUGAAAAUCUGAGCUUCUCAAAGGUACAAUGUGUGUAAACAAUGCUGUUGAUGAAUGCAUCCCUCCGGCUAGCUAACAGUGAUGCUAAUGCUUGACCUCUGACCUCCCUGUCCUACUUAAGGACUUAUGGGGUUUAUGGCAGAGAAGAGAGCUAUGCAACGUAGCACGAACACACACAACCACAAUGAGAGAGAGAGAGAGAGAGAGAGAGAGAGAGAGAGAGAGAGAGAGAGAGAGAGCGGCCGAUGGACUCGCCUGAUCAAACAUCCAGUGCGUCUCUCCAGAGCACCCCGCCUUGUUUUAUAGUCAGUAGCUACAUAUGUUAUGUGUUUGCACAGUGCUGUGGAAAUGGUUCGCUCUGGACUGUCAGACAGACAACAAAAACAGUGUUAUGAUUAUGUUGUUAUCAUUGUUUGUGUUUUUUAUUUGUUUAAAAUGCUUUUGUAGGAUGAUUUAAGGCACGCUUUAGAGAAGAAAAUGGCCGGGGCAUUCUAGAACGUUCAGGCUCUUAGAAUGCUCAACUGGAAACUCUGCAUAUUGUAGUGUUACUCUGUUUGUUCAACCAACAACCACAACCCAAUAACAGAAGUCAAAAAUCAUUAACGUUGAAGUUGGAUAUGGACAUAAAAGAGGGUGAGGUGAGAAAGGUAUGUUAGAAAGAACACAACAGGAAACAUUUAACUGAGUAGGCCAUAAACAAUAUUUUUACUAGUACGUCUAUUAUUGUUGUUGUUAUUUCGUUUUAUCUGGGAUGAAGUACUAUCUUGUGUGAGGCUGAACACAAAACCUGACUAUGUGCAAUCCUGAAAACAUUGAUAUGACCGCCGAUGCACUGUACAUACUCGGAGCAGUUUGAAUCAUCUCAAAGGAUGUUGCUGUAUUUUCUUAUUGCGUUGCAUUAUGAUGGAGACGGAAGUGGCUUUGCUUUGCACUGAAGUUCAUCACUUCUGGACUGUCAAAGUACUUGAGACAUAACCACUUGUGCAAUUAUAACAAUCAGCCUAAUUCAGACAACCAGUGUUCUACAUUGAAUGUUUGCUUUUUAAAGUCAAAACCUAGCCUGAGAAUUGUAAUAAAAUGAUUUUUGUAUGUCCAUUCAGAAGAAUACCCUACUGGAAUAUAGGGCUGGUUUUCAUAGGAAAUGCUGAGGUAGGAAGUGAUUGAUCCAAGCAUUGUUUUUAUGGCAGCAAUAAUACCAUCUUCAAGCUAUGCCAAAGAUAAUAUGGCUGUACAAGGAAAUAAAACUAUUCCCAUUGAAAUACUUUGAUAAUGUAAAUAAGGAUGUUUCAUAUUUUCUAGUUGACAAUGUGAAUGUCAGCCUACUUGUUCUGACAACCAUACCACAUGUUGUGUGAAAUGCUUGGUCACACCAACUCCAACCUUAAUAAUCCAUCAAACACCAAGUCAAUUUACCCUCUUCUACAGCUGGCAAUGCGUUCUGGGAUAUAAUAAUAAUAUAAUAUAUGCCAUUUGGCAGACAGUUUUUAUGUAUGGGUGGCCCCUGGAAUCGAACCCUCGGGUAUGGCAGUACAAGCAGCAUGCUCUACCACCUGAGCCAUACAGGACCAGGAUACAGGAUCUGUGGCCACAAGUUGUGAAAUCCAGCCAAUAUUGGCAACACAUGGUCACACACAAACGCAUAACAUUCAAUCAUGACUGUUUUCUUAUUUCUGUAAGGUGAAAUGUCUUCCUUCGUUUUAUGUAUGACAUGUUAUGUUGUCAUAUUUUCAGUUUCCAUUCCAAUUUUGUUCACCAAAUGUGGGUCUGGCACCAAAACAGCCUUAAAUACCAAGAGGAAUAGAGAAAAGUUACUCAGCAACUACAAUGAUUGUCCCCCAGCUAUUUACAACACCAUAAUUCUUGUGCAUUAUGGAUGAGAUGAAGAUUGUACCAUAGGAAUACAAUAGCAGAGUAUGAGCUAGGUGGAUUACUAGAUGGGAAUGGAGAAGGCAUUGUACAUUGUACAGGCAUUGUACAGACUCAAGAGGUUUAAAUCCUGCUCCCUCAGGGUUCCAUUUUAAUAAAUUGUGCUAAACAAAAGAAA
Oncorhynchus masou masou (cherry salmon) is the source of this 5725-nucleotide messenger RNA. Its product is annotated as pleckstrin homology domain-containing family O member 1-like. NCBI's taxonomy places the organism in Eukaryota, Metazoa, Chordata, Actinopteri, Salmoniformes, Salmonidae. The record is from RefSeq and is a predicted model, not a curated record. Gene Ontology annotation, cellular component: ruffle membrane; muscle cell projection membrane. The transcript is spliced from 6 exons. Gene Ontology annotation, biological process: regulation of myoblast fusion. Bases 504 to 1814 code for a protein of 436 amino acids.